Messenger RNA from Mesorhabditis spiculigera, 333 nucleotides. The record is from the annotation of a GenBank genome assembly. Lineage: Eukaryota; Metazoa; Nematoda; Chromadorea; Rhabditida; Rhabditidae.
AUGAACAUCAAGCGCAACUAUAAGGUCCGUCGUUUCGCGUCAAAAAAACAGCGGUUUUGCAUUCUAGGAGACCAAGUGGUUGUGCGUGUCGUGUUGCUAUGCGCUCUGAUUUUGGCUCUCCUGGAUUUCGGCGUAUUUCGUGGUGCCUUACGAGUGGAAGGAAAGCGUCAUUGCGCUCGAGCUGAUCGCGUGCGCGACCGUGCUGAAAGCGCGCUUCCUGUUCGGGCCCCAAAUCUCCUUUUUGCGCUCUCCACCUACGAGCCAGUCGUCGUCGAGUACAAGGUCGACUACGAUGCGCUGCUACGGGCCCCAUUGGACCUUGCAGAAAAUGAG